GACUGCAUGUAUCCAGCAGAAUGCCCCUCACCCUGCGUAGCAUAACGACUUCCUUUACAAAACAUCAGUUGUCCCUCUCAUUAUCGCUAUCCUACUUAGGAGGUAACAGGCUAUCGCAAUAUACUGAUACUCGUCCGAAGAUACCUCAGCUAUUGUCCCGCCGCUCAUUCUACGGACACAUAAGUGACCACAAAAUGGCGCCCCAACUCGAACCCUUUUUCAAGCAGGUUGAUGACCUGUCUGGCUCGUUCAUCGACCGUCUACGCAAGGCUGUGGCGAUUCCGUCUGUAUCUGCGCAAGACGAGAAUAGAAAGGAUGUCUUUAAGAUGGCAGAGUUCCUUGCCUCCGAGCUCAAAGCCUUGGGGGCUGAGGUGCACCAGAGGCCACUCGGCAAGCAGCCCGGAAAAGAGCACCUUGACCUACCGCCAGUAGUCAUAGCCCGAUAUGGCAACGAUAAAAACAAGAAGACGAUUCUAGUGUACGGUCAUUACGACGUGCAGCCCGCAUUGAAAGAAGACGGCUGGGCUACAGAACCAUUUGAGCUCACCGUCGAUGACAAGGGAAGAAUGUUUGGUCGCGGAAGCACUGAUGACAAGGGCCCAGUUUUAGGCUGGCUUAAUGUGAUUGACGCCCACAAGAAGGCUGGCGUCGAGCUACCUGUCAAUCUUCUCUGCUGUUUCGAGGGCAUGGAAGAGUAUGGCUCUGAAGGCUUGGAGGAAUUCAUUCAUUCCGAGAGCAAGGGAUUUUUUAAAGACGCAGAUGCUGUGUGCAUCUCGGACAACUACUGGCUGGGGACCGAAAAGCCUUGUUUGACCUAUGGGCUACGAGGAUGCAACUAUUACUCUGUCAGUGUCUCGGGCCCUGCUCAAGAUCUCCAUAGCGGCGUCUUUGGUGGCUCUGCUCAUGAGCCAAUGACGGACCUUAUUAGCGUAUUAUCCAAACUCGUGGACUCUCAAGGCAAUAUUCUGAUUCCUGGCAUCAUGGAUCUUGUCGAGCCGGUCACGGAAGAAGAGAAGUCUCUAUACACCAACAUAAGCUACACGAUGGAAAAUCUUCAUGAGUCCUUGGGCAGUGAAACUGGAAUUCAUCCGACCAAAGAAAGGACUCUCAUGGCUCGGUGGAGGUUCCCAUCCUUGUCUAUUCAUGGCAUCGAAGGAGCAUACUCGGCUCCAGGAGCCAAAACUGUUAUUCCAGCAAAGGUCAUUGGCAAGUUCUCCAUUAGGACUGUUCCCAACAUGGAGAGUGCGGAUGUAAACAGGCUUGUGUUUGAUUAUAUCAAGUCCGAGUUCUCUAAGCUGAACAGCAAGAACACGUUGGAUGUUUGGUUACAGCAUGACGGCAAAUGGUGGGUAGCCAGCCCUAAGCAUUGGAACUUUGCGGCUGCCAGCAAAGCUGUGAAGCAAGUGUUUGGUGUAGAGCCAGACAUGACCCGAGAGGGUGGAAGUAUACCCAUCACAUUGACUUUUGAGGAGGCGACCGGCAAGAAUGUUUUGCUGUUACCAAUGGGAAGCUCAACCGAUGCCGCACAUUCUGUCAACGAAAAACUGGACAAGAGGAAUUAUAUUGAAGGGAUCAAGCUACUUGGUGCUUAUCUGCAUUACGUCGCAGAAGAGCCUAUGGGGGCUUAGGUACUGCACAGUACAAUAGCAUCGACUGGUAAGGGGCAAACAUUAAGUCUCAAAGCAUACAAGGUCCACAGAGGUGAAUUUUUUGCAGAGACUAAGCGAACCAGGAUGACUUUUUGCUGCUAUUCU
This is a messenger RNA of Aspergillus nidulans FGSC A4, 1754 nucleotides long. Its product is annotated as metallodipeptidase. Lineage: Eukaryota; Fungi; Ascomycota; Eurotiomycetes; Eurotiales; Aspergillaceae. Bases 21 to 1628 code for a protein of 535 amino acids. The record is from RefSeq and is a predicted model, not a curated record. Gene Ontology annotation, biological process: glutathione catabolic process. The transcript is spliced from 5 exons. Gene Ontology annotation, cellular component: cytoplasm. Gene Ontology annotation, molecular function: omega peptidase activity; identical protein binding; hydrolase activity.